This is a messenger RNA of Lactuca saligna, 824 nucleotides long. NCBI's taxonomy places the organism in Eukaryota, Viridiplantae, Streptophyta, Magnoliopsida, Asterales, Asteraceae. The record is from the annotation of a GenBank genome assembly.
CUCUUUUGAUCUUAUAUGUAGAAACGAAAGAAAAAUAAAAUACACAAGUAUUUCGUCAUCGAUCGGUGGUUAGUGGUUACAAAGUUUGUCCUUUCCAUCUAUUUUCCUUCAAAAAUUCGAUUAUCAAGUAUAUGGAUAAUCUACCUGCGGAUCUCUGUAUGAAAAUCUUCUGUUUAUUGGAUCAUAAGGACCUCGUAACAGCCCAGCAAGUGUGCAGGAAGUGGAAGGUGUUUAGUUUGGAAAAUGAUCUUUGGUGUAACCUAUUUAAAGAAAGAUGGGGAAUAGAGCGAGCCAUAUUUUAUGCACCCACUGAUGAUGCAAAGUCAUGGAAAGAUGUAUAUGCAGUUCAAGAUCGGUGUGAUCGUGUUGGAUUGGGGCUGAAGAUCAUAAGGGAAGGAGAUGACUAUUUCUUGAUCCACCAAGGAGAAAUUCAAAGACAUUUGGGUUCAAGACAUCUGCAAGAUGAUGCUUCUGCUUCAACAAGCUCAGAUGCAACCAGGUAUACAGAAGAUGAGUUUAUGGGUAGACGUGAUCGCCAGAUGGGGAUUCUUGACAGAAUCCUGUUCUUCAUUGGAGACCUGGAAACUGCUUCAGCACCUGCAAAACGUGGUCGUUUCUUGUAAAUGUUUCUCAUCAUUUAUCAUUUGUUAAUCACCAUCACCAUGUAAUGUAUAUUUCUCUUGUCUUGUAGCAUGAUGCUAAUAAAGUCGCAAAACUUGUAUGUGUUUUGUUUUGAUCAGACCCCUCAGUUUUCAUCUUUAAUCAAUUGUAUGUAACAUUAUAAAAUUCAGUAUAUGAAUAUGCUUGGCAAUUGUUGUUAAAAA